AGUCACACUUUUAUUUACAAGCGGUGGCGCCAAAUGUUUGAGCAAGUCUGUAAAGAGUAGAACCCUGCGGAAGCUCUGUUGGGUCACCGAAGCAAAAACCCUUAAGCCUAAAACCCUAACUGACUGGAACUGAAUUAUGGCAACUUCGGUUCUUCUCCGAUCUCUGAAGCGUUCUUCUUCUUUAUCUGCACAGAAAUGUCUUGCUGGUAAAACCAAGGCAUUGUGGACUACCUCUCCACUGGGUCAUAAAUGGGCUAGCUUGGCCAGACCAUUCAGCUCCAAGCCUGCUGGGAAUGAUGUCGUUGGUAUUGACUUGGGUACAACCAACUCAUGUGUUGCUGUCAUGGAGGGGAAGAAUCCAAAAGUGAUUGAGAACUCUGAAGGCUCUAGAACCACACCAUCUGUUGUGGCCUUCACCCCUAAGGGUGAACUACUUGUGGGAACUCCAGCCAAGCGUCAGGCCGUGACCAAUCCAACGAAUACAAUAUUUGGGACCAAGCGUUUGAUAGGAAGACGUUUUGAUGACCCCGUGACACAAAAAGAAAUGAAGAUGGUUCCGUAUAAAAUAGUUAGGGGUCCUAAUGGAGAUGCAUGGGUUGAAGCCAAUGGGCAGCAGUAUUCCCCCAGCCAGAUUGGUGCAUUCAUUCUGAACAAGAUGAAAGAAACUGCCGAAUCUUACUUGGGGAAAACUGUCACCAAAGCUGUAAUUACUGUUCCUGCUUAUUUCAAUGAUGCUCAAAGACAGGCAACAAAGGAUGCAGGGAGAAUUGCUGGCCUUGAUGUACAAAGAAUUAUUAAUGAGCCAACUGCUGCUGCACUUUCCUAUGGGUUAAAUAACAAGGAAGGUCUUAUUGCAGUCUUUGAUCUUGGUGGUGGGACUUUUGAUGUUUCCAUCCUAGAAAUCUCAAAUGGUGUUUUUGAGGUCAAAGCAACAAAUGGAGACACGUUCUUGGGUGGGGAGGAUUUUGACAAUGUCCUGUUAGAGUUUUUAGUGAGCGAAUUCAAAAGAACAGAGGGAAUUGAUCUCUCCAAGGAUAGGCUUGCCCUGCAGAGGCUUAGGGAAGCAGCUGAAAAGGCUAAGGUUGAACUCUCAUCAACUACCCAGACUGAGAUCAACUUGCCAUUCAUUACAGCUGAUGCAUCUGGUGCGAAACAUUUGAACAUUACUUUGACUAGGUCAAAGUUAGAGAGUUUAGUGAACCACUUGAUUGAGAGGACCAAAGACCCUUGUAAGAAUUGUGUGAAGGAUGCUGGCAUAACUACUAAGGAUCUUGAUGAGGUUCUUCUUGUUGGAGGGAUGACCCGUGUUCCUAAAGUACAAGAAGUAGUUUCAGAGAUUUUCGGGAAGAGCCCAAGUAAAGGGGUGAAUCCUGAUGAGGCAGUGGCAAUGGGUGCUGCUAUUCAAGGUGGUAUACUCCGGGGAGACGUCAAGGAGCUGCUUCUUUUGGAUGUUACUCCUCUAUCCCUUGGAAUUGAGACUCUUGGAGGUAUCUUCAGCAAAUUGAUAAACAGAAACACAACUAUUCCUACAAAGAAGAGCCAGGUGUUCUCAACAGCAGCGGACAAUCAGACACAGGUGGGUGUCCGGGUACUACAAGGUGAGCGUGAAAUGGCUGCUGACAACAAGCUCCUUGGUGAGUUCGAGCUUGUUGGUAUUCCACCAGCUCCUAGAGGUGUGCCCCAGAUUGAAGUAACAUUUGAUAUCGAUGCCAAUGGUAUUGUUACUGUCUCUGCAAAGGACAAGGCAACUGGGAAGGAACAACAGAUUACAAUCCGAUCAUCUGGUGGUCUAUCAGAAGAUGAGAUUGAGAAGAUGGUUAAGGAGGCCGAGAUGCAUGCCCAGAAGGACCAAGAGAGAAAAGCUUUGAUUGACUUGAAGAACAAUGCUGAUUCCACCAUUUACAGCAUAGAGAAGAGCUUGGGUGAGUACAAAGACAAAAUACCAGCAGCGAUUGCAACCGAGAUCGAUUCUGCAGUGGCAGAAUUGAGAAAGGCAGCAUCUGAAGAUAACAUUGAUGAGAUCAAGUCAAAGCUCGAUGCUGCGAACAAGGCCGUCUCCAAGAUUGGUCAGCAUAUGUCUGGAAGCUCUGGUGGCUCUUCUGGUGGAUCUCAGGGUGGUGAUCAAACCCCCGAGGCAGAGUACGAGGAAGUAAAGAAGUAGAUAUAGUCUUCUUUGGGUUUUUUUUUUUUUUUUUUUUUUUGGGUUGAAGUUUUGAAUAGUUAGUU
Messenger RNA from Telopea speciosissima, 2226 nucleotides. Its product is annotated as heat shock 70 kDa protein, mitochondrial-like. NCBI's taxonomy places the organism in Eukaryota, Viridiplantae, Streptophyta, Magnoliopsida, Proteales, Proteaceae. Gene Ontology annotation, cellular component: cytoplasm; mitochondrion. The record is from RefSeq and is a predicted model, not a curated record. The transcript has 6 exons. Bases 137 to 2161 code for a protein of 674 amino acids. Gene Ontology annotation, biological process: protein refolding; cellular response to unfolded protein. Gene Ontology annotation, molecular function: ATP hydrolysis activity; heat shock protein binding; ATP binding.